AUGUCAUCUGAUCGAUAUAGCGUUGCAGUCUUUCUGCUGGCGUCCAUAUCUUGGGCAUCAAGCAGCAACUUCAACAUCACAACUGAUGAGUUCACUUUCAGUUGUGCCCCGCUGACAAUACAAAGGUCUGAUCCUAUUAUUUCUCCAGGGGUGGCCUCUUCCCAUACACAUGUGGUUGUUGGGGGCACAGCAUUCCAAAGGACCAUGUACGAUGACACAGCCAAAAAUGCCAGUGACACAACGUGCGGCCCUGAAAUCGACAAGAGCAAUUACUGGAUCCCUCAGUUAUAUCAUCAAAUGAAAAAUGGGUCGUUUGAGCUUGUGGAGUUCCAAAAUAGUGCCAUUUACUACUUCAAUAGAGCAUGUGACUAUACCGAAAAUGCUACUGCCUGCGAUCAGGGUCAGUUACCACUCGCUCCUCCGGCUGGGCUGCGUAUGGUAGCUGGUGAUCUUUUCCUUCGUGCUUAUAAUGACUCCAACUUUGCGCAACGCGCUGUGUCCCACAUGUGUAUUAUGCCAGAUGGAAUUUCGCACGAAACAAAGCAUCUUCCCCGGCAGCCCUGUUCUCUGCUGAGGUCCCAAGUGUUUUUUCCUUCUUGCUGGGACGGGAAUAAUCUUGACAGCCCUGACCAUAAAAGCCACAUGGCUUAUCCUGGCUUUGGGGAUUAUAACAAGGGUAUAUGUCCAGAGUCUCACCCGGUAGCAAUUAUCUCGAUUUUCUAUGAGUUCUUCUUCAACACAAAGCCUUUCCCAGAUUACGAGAAUUGGGUAUAUGCGAUGGGCGACCGGACCGGGUAUGGACUUCAUGGGGACUUCAUCAAUGGGUGGACAGACCAGAGUUCCCUGCAGUAUGCUUUAGAAACAUGUACUGGUUCGAAGGGUCUGCAUGAUCCGGGGUGUUCGAUUAUGAAAGGCCAGCGCAGGUCUCUGACUCCUUUACACCAGCCUCUGAAAAUAUCUGUUCCGGAAGAGGAGUUGGGGCAGCAUGGGCCUGUUCCAAAAUUACCAGGCUGUAAUCCUGUAACGGGUUUCUCGUGGGAAUAA
This is a messenger RNA of Aspergillus wentii DTO 134E9, 1044 nucleotides long. RefSeq names its product DUF1996 domain-containing protein. The transcript is spliced from 4 exons. The record is from RefSeq and is a predicted model, not a curated record. NCBI's taxonomy places the organism in Eukaryota, Fungi, Ascomycota, Eurotiomycetes, Eurotiales, Aspergillaceae. Bases 1 to 1044 code for a protein of 347 amino acids.